AUGAACAACCAAAAUUGGGAACGAUUUGCAAGAGAGCUCCAGAAAAGGGCUUCCAGUGCCAACACUGGCUCAAGGAAGGGACCAGGCCCCAUGGGAAUUUUUGCCGGGGCUGGGGGACUGAUUCUUCUAGGUGCAGCAGCUUUAACUCUAAAUGCCUCGUUAUUCAACGUUGACGGUGGUCAGAGAGCUAUAAUUUACUCUAGGUUGGCCGGUGUCCAAUCCCAAAUUUACAAUGAGGGAACUCAUUUUGCUAUUCCAUGGUUUCAGACUCCAGUACUUUAUGAAGUUAGAGCUAAGCCAAGGAAUGUUGCCUCGUUAACCGGUACCAAAGAUUUGCAGAUGGUCAAUAUAACAUGCAGAGUUUUGAGCAGACCUGAUAUAAAAGCAUUACCAACUAUUUAUAGAACUUUGGGUCAGGAUUACGAUGAGAGAGUCCUGCCCUCAAUUGUCAACGAAGUUUUAAAAUCCGUCGUUGCUCAAUUCAAUGCCUCACAAUUGAUCACCCAAAGAGAGAAGGUCUCCCGUUUGGUGAGAGAAAACUUAGUCAGACGUGCAGCAAAAUUCAACAUUCUCCUGGAUGAUGUAUCUUUGACAGCAAUGGCUUUCUCUCCCGAGUUUUCCACCGCCGUCGAAGCAAAGCAGAUUGCUCAGCAAGAUGCUCAAAGAGCUGCAUUCGUAGUCGAUAAGGCAAGACAAGAGAAGCAAUCCACUUUAGUCAAGGCACAAGGUGAGGCCAAGUCAGCCCAAUUGAUUGGUGAAGCUAUCAAGAAAUCUAAGGACUACGUUGAAUUAAAAAGACUUGAUACUGCUAGGGAGAUUGCUCACAUUCUUUCCAAUUCCCCUAACCGUAUUUUGUUAGAUAAUGACUCCUUAUUGUUGAACACUGUGUCUGACGCCAGAACUCAUAAAUAG
Messenger RNA from Komagataella phaffii GS115, 912 nucleotides. RefSeq lists its product as uncharacterized. The record is from RefSeq and is a predicted model, not a curated record. The coding region runs from base 1 to 912 and encodes 303 amino acids. Gene Ontology annotation, cellular component: membrane; mitochondrion. Lineage: Eukaryota; Fungi; Ascomycota; Pichiomycetes; Pichiales; Pichiaceae. Gene Ontology annotation, biological process: mitochondrion organization. The transcript has a single exon.